UGAGGGUGACCCAUCAUCAGGAUCUAUGUUUUCUCCAUCAAAAAAGACCGCAUCCCUGCCUCAGUGGCCCGCAUACCCCCGCUGAGUCCCUGAAGCACGAGUAUGCAAUCAUCGCGCUCCCCUUGCUGGAAGCCUAACACAUGCGUGCACGAUGUAUUUCAACAGACGGUCGAAGAUCCACAGCGAGGGAGAGCAGUUAGUGUUGACCCCUCUUAGCCAGGACUCCCCCGUCCAGCAGGACCAGCCCAUGGGCUCCAACAUGCGCUCCCGUCUGGCAGACAGGUUUGAGAAAACCUCGCCUCUCUCCCAUCACUCAAACGGUGCAGGACCCGCGUGCUCGGCCGCCGGCUACCGCAAGGCAGAGGAUGAGAUGUCCGGAACCACAUCCCAGGCGGACCCGAUAGAUGCCACAGCGCGGACUGUGCACCUCAACCGGCCCCAGACCACCAAAUAUUGUGACAACCAUGUCAGCACAGCUAAAUACGGAAUCCUUACCUUCCUGCCGCGCUUCCUGUAUGAACAGAUCAGACGAGCAGCUAAUGCUUUCUUCCUCUUCAUCGCUCUCAUGCAGCAAAUCCCUGAUGUCUCACCAACGGGUCGCUACACAACGCUGGUGCCACUUAUCUUUAUUCUGACAGUAGCUGGGAUCAAAGAGAUCAUUGAGGAUUAUAAAAGACACAAAGCAGACAAUACAGUGAACAAGAAGAAGACAACAGUUCUGCGUAACGGAGCAUGGCAGACCAUAAUAUGGAAGCAGGUGGCAGUGGGAGACAUAGUCAAGGUGACCAAUGGGCAGCAUCUCCCAGCUGACAUGGUCAUAGUGUCCUCCAGUGAACCUCAGGCCAUGUGUUAUACUGAAACAUCCAACUUAGAUGGAGAGACCAACCUGAAGAUCCGACAGGGUCUCUCUCUCACAGCUAGUGUUCAGUCUCUGGAGGAACUGAUGGCUUUAUCUGGUCGACUAGAAUGUGAGGGGCCAAACAGACAUCUGUAUGACUUCACUGGAACACUGCGCCUUGAUAACCACAACCCAGCUCCACUUGGGCCAGACCAGGUGCUGUUACGAGGUGCCCAGCUCAGGAACACUCAGUGGGUUGUGGGAAUUGUAGUCUACACUGGACAUGAUUCCAAACUCAUGCAAAAUUCCACUAAAGCUCCACUGAAACGCUCCAAUGUGGAAUGUGUGACAAACAUGCAGAUUCUUGUUCUGUUCUGCAUUCUUUUGGUCAUGGCUCUGGUCAGCUCCAUUGGUGCCGCCAUAUGGAAUGAACAGCACACGGAUGAGGCUUGCUGGUACCUUUCUCGUGCAGGUGACAUCUCCCUGAACUUCUGGUACAAUCUGCUGACCUUCAUCAUCCUCUAUAAUAACCUGAUCCCCAUAAGCCUAUUGGUCACACUGGAAGUGGUUAAAUUUACACAGGCUCUCUUUAUCAACUGGGAUGUUGAGAUGUAUUACUCUGAGACAGACACUCCUGCCAUGGCACGAACAUCCAAUCUGAAUGAAGAACUUGGCCAAGUGAAAUAUCUAUUUUCAGACAAGACCGGCACUCUCACUUGCAACAUCAUGCAUUUUAAAAAGUGCACAAUAGCUGGAGUUACAUAUGGGCACUUCCCAGACUUGGACUGUGAUCGAUCCAUGGAGGACUUUAGUCACCUUCCCUCUUCAAGUCAUAAUUCAACAGAGUUUGAUGAUCCAGCUCUUAUUCAGAACAUUGAGAGGAACCAUCCCACUUCCCCUCAGAUAUGUGAGUUUUUAACCAUGAUGGCUGUUUGCCAUACUGUUGUUCCAGAGCGAGAAGAAAACCAAAUUAUCUUCCAGGCCUCUUCACCAGAUGAAGGAGCGCUGGUUAAAGGUGCCAAAAGUUUGGGUUUUGUUUUUACUGCAAGAACACCCCAUUCAGUCAUCAUAGAGGCGAGAGGAAAAGAACAGUCUUAUGAGCUGCUAAAUGUUCUAGAAUUUUCCAGCAACCGCAAACGGAUGUCAGUAAUUGUCAGAACACCUACAGGCAAACUGCGACUGUACUGCAAGGGAGCGGAUAAUGUGAUAUUUGAGCGUCUGCAUGAGGCGUCACAGCAUAAAGACCUGACUGUGAUCCACUUGGAGCAGUUUGCAACAGAAGGGCUGCGGACGCUCUGUUUUGCAUAUGUGGAUCUAGAGGAGGGGGCGUAUCAGGAAUGGCUGAGGGAGUACAGUCGGGUUAGCACAGUGCUGAAGGACAGAGCUCAGAAACUGGAGGAAUGCUACGAACUCAUAGAGAAGAACCUGCUUUUGUUGGGUGCAACUGCAAUAGAAGAUCGCCUGCAAGCAGGAGUCCCAGAAACCAUUGCAACACUCAUGAAAGCCGACAUCAAGAUCUGGGUUCUAACUGGAGACAAGCAGGAGACGGCCAUCAACAUUGGUUACUCCUGUAGGCUGGUGUCACAUGGCAUGUCCCUCAUCAUUGUCAAUGAAGAUUCCCUGGAUGCAACCAGGGCCACUCUAACAGCUCACUGUUCCUCGCUGGGUGACAGUUUGAGGAAAGAGAAUGAGUUAGCACUUAUCAUAGAUGGACAGACGCUCAAAUACGCCCUCUCUUUUGAAGUGCGGCAAGCCUUCCUUGACCUCGCCCUGUCCUGUAAGGCCGUCAUCUGUUGCAGGGUAUCUCCACUGCAAAAGUCGGAGAUCGUGGACAUGGUGAAGAAGCAUGUGAAGGCCAUCACACUGGCCAUCGGAGAUGGAGCCAACGAUGUGGGUAUGAUACAGACGGCACACGUGGGAGUGGGCAUCAGUGGGAAUGAGGGCAUGCAGGCCACCAACUCAUCUGACUACUCUAUAGCUCAGUUUUCCUACUUGGAGAAGCUGUUAUUAGUUCAUGGGGCUUGGAGUUACAACCGGGUUACCAAAUGUAUCCUGUACUGUUUUUAUAAGAAUGUGGUUCUGUACAUCAUAGAGCUUUGGUUUGCAUUUGUAAACGGUUUCUCUGGACAGAUCCUGUUUGAACGGUGGUGCAUUGGCCUGUACAAUGUGAUCUUUACAGCACUCCCUCCUUUCACGUUGGGAAUAUUUGACCGGCCUUGCAGUCAACAGAACAUGCUACGAUUCCCUCAGCUCUACCGCAUUACACAGAAUGCAGAAGGUUUUAACACCAAGGUCUUUUGGGGUCACUGUAUAAAUGCUCUCAUUCACUCCAUUAUUCUCUUUUGGUUUCCACUCAAAGUACUGGAGCACGACACUCCCUUUGACAACGGCAACAGUGUCGACUACCUGUUUGUGGGGAACAUCGUCUACACGUAUGUAGUGGUAACUGUAUGUCUGAAAGCUGGUAUGGAGACCACAGCAUGGACAAGAUUUUCUCAUCUGGCUGUAUGGGGCAGCAUGGUGCUCUGGAUGCUGUUUUUCGCUGUUUAUUCUGCUAUCUGGCCAACCAUUCCAAUAGCGCCAGAUAUGUUGGGCCAGGCUGGCAGGGUGAUGCAAUGCUGGAGCUUCUGGCUGGGCCUUAUACUGGUGCCAACAGCAUGUUUACUCAAAGAUGUGGUGUGGAACGCAGGACGACGCACAGUGAGGAAGACUCUGCUAGAGGAAGUGCAGGAAUUAGAGGCUCGGGCUGUGGACCCUGGGGCAGCCGUCCUCAGAGAUGCCAGCGGCCGCAGUCUGAACGAGCGUGCCCACCUGCUGACACGAGUCUUCUGGAAAACGCCCUCCAGCGUGGGACGCUCAAACUCUGUGCAGCAGACCGUGUCACAUGGAUAUGCGUUCUCACAGGAGGAGCAUGGUGUGGUGUCUCAGUCCCAGGUUGUACGCUCUUACGACACCACCCGUCAACGGCCCAGCCUGUAGCUGGGCAACGUUCUGCUGAGGGUCACCACAGCAGCAGCUGGUAGAGACUUUAAUGGACACACCUGUGCUGGGUGAUCCCGCUGUGCCAUUUUUGGAACUUUAAGUUGAACUAAAUUGAACUGGGCACAGCUAGCGGACCACUGGACCCAGCUACAUUUCACAUGGCCUCCCAUAAUGAGGUCAGACUUUUUGGAAGGGGUAGGUGUAUGGAAACGGAGGUGAGGGGUGGGCGGGGAUAUUGUCACUCUGAAAUGGCCAGUCAAAAUGAACGGACAGGCAAAAGGAGCCAAGAAGCAUCCAGAAGUGGAAAGUCAGGAGUCACAAGACUGCUUCAUAAUGGAAUCUCUCUUUUGUCCGCAUUUGGUUAUAGUAUAUCGCGUGGGUGCAUGGAUUCAUCUGCACGUUUGUUUAUGUGAGCAUAUAUAUGCACUGAGAAGGAUCUCAAUUUUAUUGUGUGUAUGGCUUGUCUGUUGCACUUGCUCUUAUCUGUUUCUGUGACUUGAAUGGUUAAUGGAGAGACCUCUUUGUUCUACUGUAUGUGUGGUUGUAGGUGGGAGGCAGCUGUUAUGCAUUUGUGUGUAUCUGCAUGUGUUUGUUGGAGGGUGGUUAUGUGUGUGUGAGUGUUUUUGUUGAGUCCUAACAUCUAUGUCUCCAGAGAUCAGAGUUUGGCAUAUCCAUCAUCACCACUGCGAUGCAGAGUAGGGAAGGCCACUCUAAAUAAACACAAAACACCCACACACAGCGACACACCCACACAUGUAUACACACUUCGGAGGAAUGCAGUGCAUUGCUUUAGACCAGAGAUGCCCAAACCAGGGCCCGCAGGCCAAAGUUGGCCUGUGAUGACCUUUGAUUUGGUCCGCCGUGUGGUAAAUGACAAGAGGGGGGAAAAUGAAAAGAAGAAAAAAAUGCUGUUGAUGCAGCUUUUCAUUGCAUUAAUUUUGCGGAUUUCAGAGUAAUGUUUUUUUAUAUAAUGAAAUCAUAAAGGAGGAGAACCAGGGCAUCUUUCAUAUUUUAAUAUAACACAGUAUGCACGGCUUAAAAUUCGGCGUGGGUAUUGCGCACAAUUUUAAUAAUUCCCGCAAGUUCCACAUUCAUAAACUUUACAGUGCAGCUGUGAAUUAGUAAAACAAUAGAUAUAGAUGAACAAAUCAAAUAAAUAAACUUGUUUUUGUAUCAAACUUUAAUUCCAGUAGCUGCGUGAGUAAAUCUGCUCUCUCUCUCUCUCACGUGCAGCUUGUUGAAUUUUGUGUAAGCGUGCACAGUGGGGAAGUGUUUUGUCGCGUAGUUACUGAGCUUAAGAUGUUACAGAUUUAUAAACCUUUAUAAACCUGUUAAUUCGACAUGCAAAUGGCGUUAUACCACCUCUCUGUAAGUGAGCAACGCGAUAAAACUACAUUCCUGUAUAUAAUUAACAAAUUGCAAGCACGUGACGUUGCUGUGGAGCGAUAUAGUUCAGCCACUUUUUAUAUCUUGGCACUCCCUUGUUAGUCAUUAAGUAGCACAUUUGCAAGAAAGGCAGAAAUAGUAAAAAUGCUUUGUGUAAUGUGCCAGCUGCAUGGUGAAGAGAGAUGCUAAAACACCUGUUACAUUUCUCAUAUCCAACUCUUGUUCCAUCCAGGGUCGGAAGUUAAUGGUGGCUCUGGGCAAAAACAAUUCCCCUGCAAUCUGAUAUGGUUUUAAAUACGUACUGUACAUCGCGAACUUCAUUUUAAUUGUUGCUGAACUUUAUUUGUUUCAUGCCGUCUGUUGUGCAGAUGUUGCAGAGUCAGUGGCGGAGGCUCGCACUAUAAAUGCACACAGACGGGCACUUGGCUUCUCACGCUUUGCAUUGGUUCAGUGUCGUGCACCUGUGCUAAAAUGACCAAAUGCUACAAUGUAGUUAAUAAUAAUAUUAACAAAAAUAAUAUCUGAAUGUGUUAAAUAGCCUUGAUGUUAAAAUAAAGCGUUAUUAAUGAUACAAUAAUAAUUUUACAGAACAGUAACUGCUUUUAGUGUAUGAAUCAUAUCUCUGACUAAUGUUCAUUGUUAAAUGUUUAUUUUUGCAUUGUUUGAUUCAAUUGGCAUGAAGUUUUAUAUAUAUAUAUAUAUAUAUAUAUAUAUAUACACACUGCGUGCACAAUUAUUAGGCAAAUUUUAUUCCUCAGGAUUAAUGUUAUUGUUGAACAAACACAAUGCUCUGUCAAUCCAAAAUGUAACCUCAAACCUGAAUGUUUAACAAAGGAAAAGUGAGUUUUGUCUUUCUCAAGGGAAUAUAAGUGUGCACAAUUAUUAGGCAACUAAAUUAAAAAAGAAAUUCUCCCAA
Messenger RNA from Myxocyprinus asiaticus (Chinese sucker), 6122 nucleotides. RefSeq names its product phospholipid-transporting ATPase IB-like. Lineage: Eukaryota; Metazoa; Chordata; Actinopteri; Cypriniformes; Catostomidae. The transcript is spliced from 38 exons. Gene Ontology annotation, molecular function: ATPase-coupled intramembrane lipid carrier activity; ATP binding; magnesium ion binding. Gene Ontology annotation, cellular component: plasma membrane. The record is from RefSeq and is a predicted model, not a curated record. The coding region runs from base 152 to 3817 and encodes 1221 amino acids. Gene Ontology annotation, biological process: phospholipid translocation; neuron development.